This is a messenger RNA of Phytophthora sojae, 1233 nucleotides long. RefSeq lists its product as hypothetical. Lineage: Eukaryota; Oomycota; Peronosporomycetes; Peronosporales; Peronosporaceae. The record is from RefSeq and is a predicted model, not a curated record. Gene Ontology annotation, molecular function: pectate lyase activity. The transcript has a single exon. The coding region runs from base 1 to 1233 and encodes 410 amino acids.
AUGGGUCGUCUUCAGCUCCUUGUCGCCGCAGCGCUGGCCUUCGUGGGCCCCUCCGCGCAUGCCGUCACGAUCGGCUCCCCCAUUGGCAUGGGCUCCGGGACUACUGGCGGCGGAGACGUUGCCCCGGUUUACCCGAAUACUACCAAGGAGUUGGUGGCCUACCUGCGAGACCCGGCACCGAAGGUGGUCGUCUUGACCAAGACCUUCGACUUCCGCGGGCUGGCGGGCAACACGACUGCCGAGGGCUGCCGCCCGAACUACAUGCGCAAGUGCAUCGCGCUCAACAACGGCUUCAAAGGCCAGGACGUGAUUCUCCAGGACGGCGGUAUGAACAACACGGGCGGAUGCACCGACGGCACCAGCGUCAACGUCACGUACGACAACGCGUCGCUCAACCGCAUCAACGUCCGGGGCAACAAAACCAUCCGUGGCGUCGGCAACAGCGGCGUGAUCAUGGGCAAGGGGCUCAACCUGAACGGCCACAACAUCAUCGUGCAGAACGUCCACAUCACCGAGAUCAACCCGCACCUCGUGUGGGGUGGCGACGCCAUCACCAUGCAGGGCCUCAGCGACGGCACGGUGCCCCUGGAGCACAUUUGGCUCGACCACAUCAAGAUCUCGCGCAUCGGCCGCCAGUUCAUUGCGGUCGCCAAGGCCGGCGUCGCCAGCAUGACGAUCAGCAACUCGGACUUUGACGGCCACACUGAGUUCUCCAAGACGUGCGACGGCCACCACUACUGGAGCUUCAUCUUCGACGGCAAGACCACGGGGAUCACGAUGGUCAACAACUACAUCCACUACCUGUCCGGCCGACUCCCGAAGGUUGGCGGCAGCUCCGACAUCAGCGUCGUGACCCACAUCGCGAACAACUACUACAAGGACAACUCGUACCACUCGAUGGAGAUCGGCACCAACGGCUACGUGCUCGCCGAAGGAAACUACUUCGUGAACACGACCCAGCCGCUGUACGACGGAGACGACCCGGACAUUCCUGGAAUGGUCGACGGAUCUCUCUACGCGCCGCUGCAGUCUUCGGAAGACGAGUGCACUGCGAGUUUGGGUCGCCUCUGCGAAGAGAACGUGCUGGAAGACAGCGGCGCCUUUGGCUCGCGCAACGGCACCACGGCUCUCGCGGAGAUGAAGCCCCACCCCACGGUUGCUCGUUUCUCCCCCAAGCAGGCUCAGCAGCUGGAGUUAUCGACCACCAACUUCGGUGUGGGUGAGCUCAACUAA